AUGCCCUCCAAGAAAUCUAACGCAUUAGGGCAGGAAAGUUCAACAGACCGUGGUUAUUCUUCAGCUGGCAACAAGUUAGGCCUUACGCCUGAGGGUAGGGUUGACCCAGGCCAAAUCAUUUCCAUGGGACCAACGACCAGCCUGAUGCGACUUCUUGCAAAAGAAGAUGCUACCUUUUCUCGGACCCUGGACUGGACAAAUGGCCCACAAGAUUUACUCAACGGAUUACAGGAACAUUCCACCGAUGCUCCUGUACCUAAGGCUGGUAGAAAGAAUGGCGAGCCCUCUACCGACACUCCUUCCCGGACAGGGCCCCAAUACGAUUGUGUUUGGUAUUCUUCACCUCUAGAUGAUCCCAGCGUGGGUUCACGGAAGAACUACCACGAAAAGCGUGUAGCUCUCCGUUCUUUGAAGUCUGCCAGGGAUCGUAUCGACCAUGAUAUCGCAAAAGUUGCUGGUUUCCUUACCGAGACUGGUCAUAUCGAUUCCUCUAGUGAUGAUGGGGAGGACUCUGGUGCCGAGAAUGUGUUUGCUGGAUUCAAGCUUAUGAAAAUGGGGACAGAGGAGGAGCAGGAAGAAGAGGAGAACGAGGAGGAGAACGAGGAGGAGAACGAGGACGAUGAAGAGGAGGAUGAAGAGGAGGAUGAAGAGGAGAACGAAGAGGAGAACGUGGAGAAUGAAGAUGAAGAGGAUGAGUAG
This is a messenger RNA of Penicillium expansum, 699 nucleotides long. RefSeq lists its product as uncharacterized. Lineage: Eukaryota; Fungi; Ascomycota; Eurotiomycetes; Eurotiales; Aspergillaceae. The transcript has 4 exons. Bases 1 to 699 code for a protein of 232 amino acids. The record is from RefSeq and is a predicted model, not a curated record.